Molecule: messenger RNA, 528 nt
Organism: Eubalaena glacialis (North Atlantic right whale)
Lineage: Eukaryota; Metazoa; Chordata; Mammalia; Artiodactyla; Balaenidae
Product: disintegrin and metalloproteinase domain-containing protein 20-like
Exons: 3
Coding region: 22-528 (168 amino acids)
Biological process (GO): male gonad development
Cellular component (GO): plasma membrane; external side of plasma membrane; sperm head plasma membrane
Source: RefSeq, a predicted model, not a curated record
ACAUGGAACUGCAUUCAUCUGAUGGCAGAAGAAAGGAAGGUGUCCCACAGAGUGCGUGGAGCCACAACACAAGGCCAGCUCUCCUACAAGGUUCGCUUCAGUGGCCAAAGACACGUGCUUCACAUGAGAGUCAAGAAGAGCUUGCUGCCCAGACAUUUUCCUGUUAUCACCGAUAAUGACCAAGGCACCAUGCAGGAGGACUACCCUUUUAUCCCCCGAGACUGUUACUACUUUAGCUACCUGGAAGGGGUUCCUGGGUCCAUGGGUACACUGGACACCUGCUGUGGGGGUCUGCAUGUCAUGCUGCAGGUGGAUGACUUCACUUACAAAAUCAAACCACUGGAGGCUUCUUCCAAAUUUGAACAUCUGAUUUCUUUGCUUGUGUCACACAACAUAUCAGCUGAGCAUGAGAAAUGUACAAUUGAAGGGAAUGAUACAAAUCAAGCAUAUGAGGAGGCAAUGAUUGCUGAGAUGCCUAGAGCAGCUCCUGUCACAUGUACUAUGUCAUAUUCUCGGCUGUCCACAUGA